Messenger RNA from Ostrea edulis (European flat oyster), 766 nucleotides. Its product is annotated as perlucin-like protein. The transcript is spliced from 6 exons. NCBI's taxonomy places the organism in Eukaryota, Metazoa, Mollusca, Bivalvia, Ostreida, Ostreidae. The record is from RefSeq and is a predicted model, not a curated record. The coding region runs from base 56 to 700 and encodes 214 amino acids.
GUCAAAAUGUUUUACGAGUCAUUUCUCUUUCUGGAGUUCGUCAGUAUAUUCUAAGAUGACGUUUCCUUCGUUUUGCUUGUGCAUUGCAGCCAUUGUGUUUCUGACGGACGCGAAAUCAAUGACACAAAAACUUCUGAAUUUGGAUGUUCACACAAAAAAUCUUCAGAAUCUUCAUGCCCAGUUCCAAAAACUCACGAAAGCAAAGGGUUAUUUGUUAACGGAGACACAUUUUGAAAUGAAAACGAAAACCAUUUGCACACAUUCAGGAUGUUCUUCAUCUGUAGAAGUAGUGAAAGGAAGCCAAAGAAAUUGCCCGGGUAAUUGGAAAAAGUUUAGAGGAAACUGUUAUAUGCUUCUGUCAAAGAAACAGAACCAGGAAUCUGGAAAGAUUGCGUGCAAAUUGCUGAAUGGAAAUUUGGCUGACAUAACAUCUGAAAGUGAAAACACCUGGCUUCAUAAGACUUUUAAUGGUUUAAAGGACACCGCUUGGAUCGAUGCAACAGACAGAGCGAAGGAGGGAGAGUGGAGGUGGUCCUCCACUGGGAAGUUGUUGAAAUUUACUGCUUGGUGGAAAGGAGAACCAAACAACUCAAAUGGAAAAGAACACUGUGCUGUUGCUUAUACAACGGGAGGAAAAUGUGCUUGGUACGAUGUGUCAUGCAGUAUCAGUCGUCAAACUUUGUGCAAGAAGAAAGCAUAAACAAGAGCAUUGAAUGAAGAUGGAUGAAAUUGUCGUCGAACUGAAUAAAAAGCGAAAACAUCAAAA